AUGUCGCUCUCGCAACGCGUAACGUCGAUAGAGGAGCAUGAGCCAUGGAGUCGAGAAGCCAGCCCCGACUCACGGCACCGCAAAAUGAGCUUCAACCCCGUUGGCACAUGGACAGAGCAAGCAGGCGAAGAGCCCACCAUCGGCGCGUUCGAAGUGCCGCAAUGGAAAAGACUGUUACAAGUGUUUUUCGCCGUCGUGUACUGUCUCUUCGCUGCAGGCGUCGUGUUCGGGUAUGCAGCCAUCAAGCCGGUAUUGCUCGAAGAAGGAGUGUACAGAGAUUACUGUAGCAAGGAAGAGCUGGAUAACGAUGUUCGAGUGUGUUAUGAGCAGGAGCUCAGGCUCAAUCUCAUGUUCACGAUUGCGGCUGUGUCGACGAAUGUUGUCGCGCUGCCUGUUGGCACGAUUCUGGAUCGCUAUGGACCACGAGUUUGCGGUAUAACGGGUGCGAUAUCCAUCACCAUUGGCGCAUUGCUCUUUGCUUUCGCUGCAGAGCUUCCCUUUGACGCAUACAUCCCCGGCUACCUCUUUCUCGCGCUCGGCGGACCCUUCACUUUCAUCUCGUCUUUCCAGCUCAGCAACACCUUCCCCCAGUACUCCGGGCUGAUCCUCGCGCUGCUAACCGGCGCCUUUGACACCUCGAGCGCCGUCUUCCUCGUCUACCGCCUCAUCUACCAAAGCACGCACGGCUCCUUCUCCAUAAAAUCCUUCUUCCUCCUCUACCUCAUCGUCCCCGCCUUCAUCUUCCUCGUCCAAGUCCUUUUCAUGCCCUCGGUCUCGUACAAAACCGUCGGCGAACUCGUCACCACCGCCGACGAAACAACAGUCAUCCACGACUCCGACGACGAAAUCGAAGACGCCGCAACCGUCCAAUCUUUGCGCGACGCCCGCCGCGCCCACCGCGACAGCAUCGUCAGCGAAAUCACAUCGCUGCUCGGCACAAAGAACGGCCUCGACCAAGCCAAGGCUGAGGAAAAGAAGAAGGAUAUCUCAGGCGUCUGGGGCGCACUGCAUGGUUUGAGUGCUUCCCAGCAGAUUCGCACCCCUUGGUUCAUCCUCAUCACCCUCUUCACCGUCCUCCAAAUGACGCGUAUAAACUACUUUGUCGCUACCAUCCGCUCGCAGUACACUUACCUCUUCCACUCCUACCCCCAAGCCGUCGCCAUCAACAAUUUCUUCGACGUUGCUCUUCCUGUCGGCGGUGUCCUAUCCGUCCCGUUUAUCGGGCUCUUGCUGGAUAACACAAGCACGGUAUUUACGCUAGCAUUGCUGGUCACGAUUGCAACGACAAUUGGCGUCUUGGGCGUCAUUGCGCAGACAUGGGCUGCGUAUGCUAAUGUUGUUUUAUUCGUAUUGUAUCGUCCGUUGUACUAUACUGCUGUUUCCGACUACUCCGCCAAAGUCUUCGGCUUCGCCACCUUUGGCAAAGUCUACGGCCUCAUCAUUUGUCUCGCUGGUCUCCUCAACUUCUCUCAAUCCGCACUCGAUGCCGCCACUCAUAAAAUCUUCAAUAAUGAUCCUGUUCCUGUUAAUGUUCUCUUGCUUAGUCUGGCGCUCCUGGUCGGAAUUGCGCUUGUGGGUUAUGUGGGGAAGAAGAGUAGGGGUUUGAAGAGGCUGAGUGUAGAGGAGGAGGCGCAGGAGGCCAGGGAGAGUCUUAUUCCGAGUGCGGCGGGGGGAAGUGCGGGUGAGGGGAGUGGGUAUGGCGGUGUGGCCGUGAAUGGGUGGGAGGAGGAGGAGGAGGAUAGGGGACGGAGGAUGUAG
This is a messenger RNA of Bipolaris zeicola 26-R-13, 1758 nucleotides long. RefSeq lists its product as uncharacterized. Gene Ontology annotation, cellular component: fungal-type vacuole membrane. Gene Ontology annotation, molecular function: transmembrane transporter activity. The record is from RefSeq and is a predicted model, not a curated record. The coding region runs from base 1 to 1758 and encodes 585 amino acids. Gene Ontology annotation, biological process: transmembrane transport. NCBI's taxonomy places the organism in Eukaryota, Fungi, Ascomycota, Dothideomycetes, Pleosporales, Pleosporaceae. The transcript is spliced from 3 exons.